This is a messenger RNA of Toxotes jaculatrix (banded archerfish), 2104 nucleotides long. Its product is annotated as protein-serine O-palmitoleoyltransferase porcupine-like. The transcript is spliced from 13 exons. The record is from RefSeq and is a predicted model, not a curated record. Gene Ontology annotation, biological process: lipid modification; protein palmitoylation; Wnt protein secretion. Gene Ontology annotation, cellular component: membrane; endoplasmic reticulum. NCBI's taxonomy places the organism in Eukaryota, Metazoa, Chordata, Actinopteri, Toxotidae. Bases 167 to 1519 code for a protein of 450 amino acids. Gene Ontology annotation, molecular function: palmitoleoyltransferase activity; Wnt-protein binding.
UGUUUCACUGCGGCUCUGUUCAGACUACAACUGAGGCUGAAACGAUAGGCUCUGCCAGACUUCACUGAACUACUCUGAUUUGUUCUGCUCAACUAACGCGAGCUAAAAUCCGCCUAACCACGACUACUUAACUAAGUUACCGUUACUCUGGGUGUGCAGCUGCAGGAUGGACAUGUCCAGCAGGCUCGUGGUUUGGCACCAGCUGGCUGAGAGCUGUGGUCUCAGCACAGUCCAACAGGGUCUGCAGCAGGUCUGGAGGCUGCUGCUGCUCUGCCUUUUCUGCAGACUUUGCUUCAGACUGGUGGGCGUAUCCACUGUGAAGCAUGUAGUGUCAGCGUUGGCUGGUAUGUACAGCCUCAUCCUCUUCUUUGAGUCGCACAUGCUGUGGGUGCUGUUGCUCUGUGCGCUCUGUUACCUGGUUCUGCUGCUCAGUCGAGACUCCAGCGCCAAAGGCCUCUUCCUCUCACUUGUCAUCCUCAUCUACCUCCUCAUUGGAGAGUUGCAUUUAAUUGACAUGGUGACCUGGCAUAAAAUAAGAGGCUCUCAGAUGGUGGUGGCCAUGAAGGCCAUCUCUCUGGCCUUUGACCUGGACAGAGGAGCAGUUGGCAGCCUGCCCUCCCCCGCCGAGUUCCUGGGCUACGUUCUCUUCGUGGGCACCGUUGUCUUCGGCCCUUGGAUCACCUUCUCCAGUUACAAGAACGCCAUUGAAGGCAGAAAGCUGAGCUGGUCGUGGCUGCUGAACUCCUCCAUCUGCCUUCUGAAGAGUCAGAUCUGUUUGCUGGUAUCCACCUGCGUCGCCCCUUACCUCUUCCCUUUGUUCAUCCCCAUCCAUGGAAACACAGUCACGCAGAAGUGGCUGCGUGCUUAUGAGAAUGCAGUGUCCUUCCACUUCAGCAACUACUUUGUGGGUCACCUCAGUGAAGGCACCAGCAUGCUGGCAGGAGCAGGAUUCACUGAAGAAAAGGAUCACAUCAGGUGGGACAUGAGUGUGGUGAAGCCUCUCAGCGUGGAGAUGCCUCGCUCCAUGGUGUUGGUGGUGACAUCUUGGAACAUCCCCAUGUCCCGAUGGCUGAAAACAUAUGUCUUUAAAAAUGCCAUGAAGCUGGGGACUUUUCCAGCCAUCCUGGUGACAUACACCGCCAGCGCCUUACUGCAUGGUCUGAGUUUUCACCUGGGAGCUGUUCUGCUCUCUUUGGGAUUCAUCACAUAUGUUGAACACGUUCUGAGGAAGAAGCUUGCAUCCAUCUUCAGUGCCUGUAUCCUGUCCAGGCCCUGUAACUCAGGCUGCAGCCAUCAACACAAGAAGGGGUAUUGGGUGAUGGUGCUGAACCUGGGUUUCAGCCUCCUGGCCAUCUUCCACCUCACCUACCUGGGCUCCAUGUUUGAUCCUGGAGUUGAUGAACAGGAAGUAGAAGAGGGCUACACUGCCAUCCACACCAUCCAGAGGUGGUCUGAACUGAGCUGGGCGAGCCACUGGGUUGUGUUUGCCUGCUGGGUCUUCUACCGGUUAAUUCAGUGACAGUGGAGCAGAUGGGACGGGUUUGUAUCGGUGGAUAUCAGGGUGUUUCUAUCAGAUGGGAGUGAAGCAUGAGGACCUGAAGUGGGAAACGACUUGUUGUGAGAGGCAGGCUAAAGUAAGUUCUCACAGGCAGAGACAGGGACACUUUGGAUGUGAGGACAAAGUUAAUGUAGAAACGUCCUCUGACCGGUUUGGAACUGUGACCAAUCUGCUGAGGAGAGAUGCCGAAUGCAGGGUGAGAGGAUCAUUUCAGAACAUAUUGAGAUGAACUGCAGAAAAGCAUCAGUCUGCAAAUUUCAGUGUAUUGAAAAUAUGACCAGAACACUCAGCAUUUACUUUGGCCUGCAGACAGCUGUUUGCAGAAAGGUACAUGUAUUGGGUCAGCUCGACCUUUUAAUGGUACUGUUGUAAAGUUGGUGUUGGACAACGUCCAUGUCCAAAAACAUUUCAGCACUUCAGCAUGUUUUUGUACACAUACAUGAUUUUUAUAUGUUCUUCUGUUACAACUGAAUCUGUUUUUCUUUUUUUUUACUGUACUUUUUUUCUCACAUUUAUUAUAGUCACCUACCUCAAUAAACAUCUCUC